AUGCAGACUCUACAGGUGCUGUCUCUGACCCUACUGCCUUUCCUGAUGGCCAACGCACAGGUCCUCCAUCCAGGGAGAUGCCCUGUGCCCCCAGUGAAGGAGAACUUCGAUGUUUCCAGUUACAUGGGCAGGUGGUAUGAGAUCCAGAAGCUUCCCUCAAUCUUCCAGAAAGGCGAGUGUGGCCAGGCCACCUACACCCUCGGUGAUGGAGUUGUGCAUGUCCUGAACGCUGAGCUGCUGGCUGAUGGCACUGUUAGUCAGAUUGAGGGCUCCGCCAAGCCUGUGGAUCCUGCCCAACCUGCCAAGCUUGCUGUUACCUUCUUCCCAGGGUCCCCUCCUGGUCCUUACUGGGUUCUGGACACUGACUACGACAACUACGCACUGGUCUAUGGCUGCGAGAACUACGGUGGUCUGUUCUACGCCGACUUCGCCUGGAUCCUGAGCCGUUCCCCUACCCUAACUGAGGAGACCAUUGAGCAGCUGCACAACAUUAUGACCUCCAAUGGCAUCAGCAUUAACAAGAUGACCACCACCAACCAAAGCAUCUGCAGCUCCAUGCCUCAGUAAGGCAGCUAAGUAAAGCAGCUGAAAUUAAGGAGAAAAUAAAUCAUGUAUCUGU
Molecule: messenger RNA, 619 nt
Organism: Clupea harengus (Atlantic herring)
Lineage: Eukaryota; Metazoa; Chordata; Actinopteri; Clupeiformes; Clupeidae
Product: apolipoprotein D
Biological process (GO): lipid metabolic process; response to reactive oxygen species; brain development
Cellular component (GO): cytoplasm
Molecular function (GO): lipid binding
Source: RefSeq, a predicted model, not a curated record